CCCACCUUAAAAGGUUUUUUUAUACAAACCCCCCUCGAUGGGUUUCCUGUGCUUGUAACCGCUGACCUACUUGCGAAUUGCCGUUCUUUGUUCCUUUUAUUUGUGAUCGUUGUCUAUUGCUGUGUUUUCUUAUUUGUUUGUGGUAUGUCUUCUGUUGCAUGGCGCCGUAUCCCCUGUAAAGCAUCCCAGGUUCGUUUGGAUGUCGUUCUAUCAGCCGGGCAGUCUUUUCGUUGGCACGAGACGAGUGAGAGAGAAUGGCGAAGCGUGUUACGGGGCAAAGUAUGGACACUCAAGCAAGAUGCUGAAUUUCUUUACUACACUUUACACGAUCCUGUACCAGCAGUUACAUCAUCAAUAAAGCCGUGUUCCUCAGAACAGUCUUCUUUACAGGGCGAAAGAACUAGCUCUGAUGACAAUCAAAAUUGGAAUGAUUAUGAGGCGAUACUUACAGAUUACUUCCAGCUAAAUAUCGAUUUGCAAGACUUGUAUGAAAAGUGGAGCGCUGCGGACAUCAAUUUCUCCAAAGUUGCAAAAUCUUUUACAGGAAUACGCACUUUAAGACAAGAGCCGGUAGAGAAUCUUUUUAGUUUUAUUUGUUCCUCCAAUAACAAUAUAUCGCGCAUAACAAGCAUGAUCAAAAAAAUGUGCUCGAAAUAUGGCGAAAAAGUGGCAAGUGUUGAUGGUAUUGAUUACUUUAGCUUUCCAACUGUUUCUUCACUUGCUGACCCUAAGGUAGAGCAAGACUUGCGCUCCAUGGGCUUUGGGUAUCGAGCAAAGUUCAUAAAUAAGAGCGCACAACUAAUAACAGAAUAUGGCGGCCAGGAUUGGCUGUUAUCUUUGCGGAAACAGAGCUAUCAGGAUGCCCAUUCAGCACUGUGUAAACUGCCAGGCAUUGGAUCCAAGGUUGCUGACUGUGUGUGCCUAAUGUCCCUGGACAAGCAUUCUGCAAUCCCAGUAGACACACAUGUUUGGCAGAUAACAGCUAAGUGUUACAUGCCAAACUUAUUAAAAAACAAGACUCUUACAGACAAGCUCUAUCUACAGAUAGGGGACCAUUACAGAUGUUUGUUUGGAGAGUAUGCAGGCUGGGCACACUCUGUGCUGUUUUGUGCAGAUUUGAAGAAAUUUCAAGCUUUGCAUUCAGCAGCUCCUCAAUCAAAAACGCUUCCAACAAAACCAAACAAGAGAGAAGCUCCGGGGAAAGGUCAGACAAAGAAACCUACAAAGAGAACAAAGAAAUAGAUUCCAAAAACAUGCACGAAAAUAUAGGUCUCGUUAUCAUCUCUGCUGUUUUUUUUUUUCAAUUUUAUUAUACUUAUUAUAUAUACUCUUGUAAAGUGAUAAACUGAAACUGAAGUGCAAAUCAAAUACAAUGGUAAGCUCCUACUCA
Messenger RNA from Nematostella vectensis (starlet sea anemone), 1390 nucleotides. Its product is annotated as N-glycosylase/DNA lyase. Gene Ontology annotation, molecular function: damaged DNA binding; 8-oxo-7,8-dihydroguanine DNA N-glycosylase activity. Bases 145 to 1242 code for a protein of 365 amino acids. Gene Ontology annotation, biological process: nucleotide-excision repair; base-excision repair, AP site formation; base-excision repair. Gene Ontology annotation, cellular component: nucleus. The transcript has 5 exons. The record is from RefSeq and is a predicted model, not a curated record. NCBI's taxonomy places the organism in Eukaryota, Metazoa, Cnidaria, Anthozoa, Actiniaria, Edwardsiidae.